Messenger RNA from Cucumis sativus (cucumber), 2021 nucleotides. RefSeq names its product lipoamide acyltransferase component of branched-chain alpha-keto acid dehydrogenase complex, mitochondrial. Gene Ontology annotation, molecular function: lipoic acid binding; acetyltransferase activity. The transcript is spliced from 9 exons. Bases 489 to 1778 code for a protein of 429 amino acids. The record is from RefSeq and is a predicted model, not a curated record. Gene Ontology annotation, cellular component: cytoplasm; mitochondrion. Lineage: Eukaryota; Viridiplantae; Streptophyta; Magnoliopsida; Cucurbitales; Cucurbitaceae.
CCAAAUCUCCUUCCAUUUCAAUUCAAUCCAAAUUCUUCUUCUUCUUCUUCGCUCUUCUUCAUCCUCCUUCAAAUUCUUAACAAUUGCAGUAAUUUCCAUUUCUUUUCCUUUGAUCUUUUACCAGCAACUCGCUUAGUGAUGUCGAUUCUUACGAUCGGCCGGAGGAGGAUUUCGUCGACGAAUGCUUGGGCCACCGGUCGCCGGUUACUCUCUCCCUUCACCUCUCAAUCUCCUUCUCCUUCAAUUUCUCAGUUUCCGUCGCAGCAGACGCCCGAAUCCCUUCCACACCCAUUUCCUCCGCUUGGAUCCCCCAGUUCCGGUCGGGCAUGGCUUCAUUCACAUGCUAAUCGUUUCGAGGCUAGGAUAAAAGGCGUUUCGAAGAUAUGUCGCUUUUCUAGCCAGGCUUUAGACGGUCUUCCACUUUUUAGGUUGGUCGAUAUACCUUUGGCUCAAACUGGUGAAGGAAUUGCAGAAUGUGAGCUUCUUAAAUGGUUUGUGCAAGAGCUCAAACUGCUGCAAUGUGGCUGUCAUGCGAGAGCUGUUUGUGUUGGAUCUCUGUCUGGUUUACGGAGGAUGCAGGAUCAGUUCAAGGGGAUGAAGUUGAGGAGUUUCAACCACUUUGUGAAGUUCAGAGUGACAAAGCAACAAUUGAAAUAACUAGUCGCUACAAGGGAAAAGUUGGUCAACUUUUAUAUGUUCCGGGGGACAUUGUUAAGGUUGGAGAAACUCUUUUAAAAGUACACGUCGAGGGUUUCGAGGAUGAGAUCCAGGUUUCAGGGUUAACUGAAGGGCAUUUGGCAAAACCCGAAGUAAAAGAGUCCCAACAGGACAAAAGCAAAAACUGUGGAGUUCUGUCCACACCUCCUGUUCGGGAUCUUGCAAAAGAAUAUGGUAUAGACAUAAAUGAUGUCAGUGGAAGUGGUCCAGAUGGAAGGGUAUUAAAAGAAGACGUUCUUCAGUAUGCUGUCAAAAAAGGAAUUCUUGAAGACCAUGUUUCUUCUGCUGCUAGUUUUAGGGUGCAAUUUGAUGAAUCAGAGACUCACACUCAUGCACCAGAUGGAGUUAUGUGGACCUACGAGGAUAAGAAAGUUCAAUUGAGAGGAUUCCAACGAGCAAUGGUUAAAUCCAUGGCCAUUGCAGCAAAGGUUCCCCAUUUUCACUACGUAGAGGAGAUCAAUUGUGAUGCACUUCUGGAGCUUAAAGCAUCUUUCCAAGGAAAUACUACCGAACCAAAUGUCAAACACACGUCUCUUCCCUUAUUGAUAAAGUCCCUUUCUAUGGCAAUGAGCAAAUACCCAAUGCUAAAUAGUUGCUUCAAUGAAGAUUCAUUUGAGGUCACUCUCAAAGGCUCCCAUAAUAUUGGAAUCGCCAUGGCUACUCCACAUGGUUUGGUUGUGCCAAAUAUAAAGAAUGUUCAGUCCCUUUCUGUUUUGGAGAUCACAAAGGAGCUAUCACGCUUACAACUACUAGCAAUGGAAAACAAGCUCAGUCCUGGGGACAUAUCCGGUGGCACAAUAACCUUAAGCAAUAUCGGAGCCAUUGGUGGAAAAUACGGUUCUCCUUUGCUCAACUUGCCUGAAGUAUCCAUCAUCGCAAUUGGCCGAAUAAAAAAAGUUCCACAGAUUGCCGAUGAUGGGAGCGUGUAUCCAUCAUCAAUCAUGACGGUGAACAUUGGUGCAGACCAUAGAGUUCUGGAUGGAGCAACAGUGGCAAGGUUUUGUAACGAGUGGAAGCGAUUCAUUGAAAAUCCAGAGCUUCUGAUAUUGCAUAUGAGAUGAGAGAAAGUAAAUGUAUCUGUAUCCCCCCAUUUGAUAUAAUAAAAUGAAAGGGGCCGCCACAAAAAGAAAAAAAGAACGAAAUCUUACUUUCAAAUUUCAUACUGAUCGUCGCUCUUUGGAUAAGAAGAAAGAAAGAAAGAAGGCUCAAUGGUUACGUGACGUAGUCAACUUUGAAAGCUAGAUAAUGGAUUUUGACAAACAGCUCUAUGGAUUUUGAAAAACAGCUUCUACAAAUUUUACGAA